Molecule: messenger RNA, 3776 nt
Organism: Eublepharis macularius
Lineage: Eukaryota; Metazoa; Chordata; Lepidosauria; Squamata; Eublepharidae
Gene: FYN
Product: FYN proto-oncogene, Src family tyrosine kinase
Exons: 15
Coding region: 795-2408 (537 amino acids)
Biological process (GO): cell differentiation; protein phosphorylation; innate immune response
Cellular component (GO): extrinsic component of cytoplasmic side of plasma membrane
Molecular function (GO): ATP binding; signaling receptor binding; non-membrane spanning protein tyrosine kinase activity
Source: RefSeq, a predicted model, not a curated record
CCAUCCGCGCGAGUGGCCAGGAGGAGCGAUGCUGCGGUUGCGCCAUCUGUUAGGAGCCUGGGCGGCGGCGGCCGUGCUGAUGGGAGGGGAGGAGACAGACUGAGGCGGUUUUUCUCGGAGCUGAAGGGAGAGGCGGAAACCGAGCCCCGUCGCGCGAGUCCCUCUUCCUUCGGGCAGCCGUGCUCCAGACAAAGCUGCCGCCCCCUUCCUUGCUGGUCUUGGCGCCCUGCAGCUGCCAAGGCGGGGGCUUGUCGUCUGCCUCCCCGCUCCCUCCCCCGUCCUUAUUUCGGUCCUUGUCUAGUAAUCCUAGGGCUUGGCUGGGAGCAGGCAGAGGGCGAGGGAUCAUUCGGAGCGCGCCCUGGAGAAGCGCUGGGACCGCCGCCCUCAGGACCCCGCAGAGAGCGAGCGCGAGGGGCGGGGGCUCGUCCGCGCGAAGGUGGCUCUGCAGACCCCGCAGUCCUGCCGCACUUCAGGGCUAAGUUUUACAGAAGUACUUGAAAAAAUGUGCUGAAUAAAAGCUUGCUGUGCUUACUGGGGUGAAAUUCUGAGAUACAAGAAGCAGCAAUUGAGAAAUCAAGAAGGAAUUCAAGAGGAAAAUCUACUUGAUGAGGACUCCGGUAACUCAACAGAUCCACUGCAGUUCCGUGGGACGCCGUCGUGCGGUCAGAACCGAAGUUUGCCAGCUGGCCAAACUGGGCCAGGGUACACCUGUCCAGGAAGAUGCCGAUGUCCUUCCACCGCCGCCACCUGUCGGUGGGGUAGCAGCUGAGGACGAGCCCCCAGGAUUUUAGAUAAUGGGCUGUGUGCAAUGUAAGGAUAAAGAAGCAACAAAACUGACAGAUGAGAGAGAUGGCAGCUUAAACCAGAGUUCAGGUUAUCGUUAUGGGACAGAUCCAACUCCACAGCAUUAUCCAAGUAUUGGUGUGACUUCAAUUCCAAACUACAACAACUUCACUGCAGCUGGAGGACAGGGAUUGACGGUCUUUGGUGGUGUCAACUCCUCAUCACAUACUGGCACCCUGCGCACAAGAGGAGGAACAGGUGUAACUCUUUUUGUGGCUCUAUAUGAUUAUGAAGCAAGAACAGAAGAUGACUUAAGUUUUCAUAAAGGAGAAAAAUUUCAAAUACUUAACAGCUCGGAAGGAGACUGGUGGGAAGCACGUUCCUUGACCACAGGAGAAACUGGUUAUAUUCCCAGUAAUUAUGUGGCUCCAGUCGACUCUAUCCAAGCAGAGGAGUGGUACUUUGGCAAGCUUGGACGAAAGGACGCUGAGAGGCAACUGCUUUCAUUUGGCAACCCCCGAGGGACCUUCCUGAUUCGAGAGAGUGAAACCACCAAAGGUGCCUAUUCAUUAUCUAUUCGUGACUGGGAUGAUAUGAAAGGAGAUCAUGUCAAACAUUAUAAAAUUCGUAAACUCGACAAUGGUGGAUAUUACAUUACAACUAGGGCACAAUUUGAAACACUUCAGCAACUUGUUCAGCAUUAUUCAGAGAGAGCUGCAGGUCUUUGCUGCCGCUUAGUAGUCCCUUGUCAUAAAGGAAUGCCAAGGCUUACUGAUCUGUCUGUCAAAACCAAAGAUGUCUGGGAAAUUCCACGAGAAUCACUACAGUUGAUCAAGAGACUGGGAAAUGGGCAGUUUGGGGAAGUAUGGAUGGGUACUUGGAAUGGAAAUACUAAGGUGGCAAUAAAGACACUGAAGCCAGGUACAAUGUCCCCAGAAUCAUUCCUUGAGGAGGCACAAAUUAUGAAAAAGCUGAAGCAUGACAAACUUGUCCAGCUUUAUGCUGUGGUAUCUGAAGAACCCAUCUACAUAGUCACAGAAUACAUGAGUAAAGGAAGCUUGCUAGAUUUCUUAAAGGAUGGAGAAGGAAGAGCCCUGAAAUUGCCAAACUUGGUGGACAUGGCAGCACAGGUUGCUGCAGGCAUGGCUUAUAUUGAGAGAAUGAAUUAUAUACACAGAGAUCUACGAUCUGCAAACAUCCUGGUGGGAAAUAGUCUAAUAUGCAAGAUUGCUGAUUUUGGAUUAGCAAGAUUAAUUGAAGACAAUGAAUAUACAGCCAGACAAGGUGCAAAGUUCCCCAUUAAAUGGACUGCGCCAGAAGCAGCUUUAUAUGGAAGGUUUACAAUAAAAUCCGAUGUCUGGUCCUUUGGAAUAUUACUGACAGAAUUAGUAACAAAAGGAAGAGUGCCAUAUCCAGGUAUGAAUAACCGUGAAGUCCUGGAGCAAGUAGAACGGGGUUAUAGAAUGCCAUGCCCUCAGGAUUGUCCCAUCUCUCUGCAUGAGCUCAUGAUUCACUGCUGGAAAAAAGACCCAGAGGAACGUCCAACUUUUGAGUACUUGCAGGGUUUCCUUGAAGACUACUUUACUGCAACUGAACCACAGUACCAGCCAGGUGACAACCUGUAAAUAUUUGGUCUGUGCAGACUUCCAUUAUCAGGUAUCCCACUCGCCGCUGACACAUGGUGACUAGCUGUUCCCAAAAUCAGCAUCUUAAAGCACCAGGAUGUGCUGGAGCCUGAAGACAAGACCUUCUAACUACCUGCCCAAAAGAUCUGAAUGUCUUCUCUGAACAGAAAGUGAACAUUUGGUUUUGUUCUUAAUCAAAGACUCUGAACCUGCAAUGUUUUGAUGUUAUGUACACUGCAAAAUCUUUGUUCAGUGUAAAUAGUAAUUCAGUGCCAAUAACUGAUUCUAGUGCUUUCCUUUUUUAAAAAAAUAAUGCAAAACGAUGUGAUUUUAACUAGUCUUUUCCUGAUUCACCUAAAAGUAUUAUUUUCCAAAAGUGGCCUCUCUUUCUCUACAUUUUUUCAUGUUUUAACAAAAUAAAAUCAGGACUAGUGUCCAGGUUUUAUUUUUUUUUUGUUCUGUUCGUUUUUUAUAUAUAAAAUAUAUGUAAAAAUAUUCAUACUUGUAUAUACUAGUCAGUGGGUGCUAUCGCAGAGAAAAUUCAUUUCAAAAACUGAUUAGCCAUGCUGCAAAAGCACCUGGGCGGUGGGUACUAAUUUCACUGUAGACCUGAAACACUGGUAAAAUUCUGAAAGCCAGUGAAUUUUUGACUUUUGCCAAGCAUGACUUUUUUAAUUGGAUUGCACUUUUUGGUUUGACUAUAUUACCUGUAGGUCGUCGUAACUUUUGAUCUUUCAGAAAUUAUGUGCAGAGUUUCCAGCAACAUUUGACAACUGCGUGAAUUGAUUUUGUGAUCAAGAUUAAAACAAACUAUUAAAGCAAGAAAACACAGUUACCCAUUUGGACUGGAAGGUUAAAACUGCAAGUACUUUCUUGUAUUAAAAUAUGUAUGCUGAAAAUUUUCAGAUUUUUUUAAUUUAAUAAAUAUUGCAACCACAUGCAAAUAGUCUCAACCUUAUAGCAUUUUAGUCAUGUCCCCCUGCCUUAUUCAUCAGGCAUCAGCUAUAAGCUUUUGCGUGUACCAUUUCCCAUCACAAAGUGGGUGUUUCAGAUGUCCUGUACUGCUAAUGAAAUUACUUUCAAUAUGUCGGCAAGUUUUCCAGUGGAAUUACUAUGCACUUCUUUUAUGGGAAAUGGGAGGUAGAAAGUGGAGAGAUGCACACAAGUAUUACUUCUUUAGUUGUCUGUCUGUACCAGCCUUGACUUACUUACUUUUAACCAAAAGAAUCAAAAAUCCCAUCCUUUCUACUUUUCUUAAUCUUUUAAUAAUUUUAAAGUCUUAAUUACAUUUUGUUGUUGUUUAUUUGCAAGUUUGCAUUUUAAAAAUGUUUAACUGUCUUAAUUUAGUAAUUAAAACAGAGCAUUUUA